UGGAGAAUCAAAGAAGAUGGUCAAAAUUUGCUGCAUUGGAGCCGGUUAUGUCGGAGGGCCCACAAUGGCUGUGAUUGCUCUCAAGUGCCCGUCAAUUGAAGUUGCUGUGGUUGACAUCUCUCAACCAAGAAUCAGUGCUUGGAAUAGUGACCAUCUCCCAAUUUAUGAACCAGGUCUCGAUGAUGUCGUGAAGCAGUGCAGAGGGAAAAACCUCUUCUUUAGUAAUGACGUGGAGAAACAUGUUGCUGAGGCUGAUAUUGUCUUUGUCUCAGUUAACACCCCAACCAAGAGUCAAGGUCUUGGAGCUGGAAAAGCUGCCGAUCUCACCUACUGGGAAAGUGCUGCUCGUAUGAUUGCUGAUGUGUCAAAGUCAGCAAAGAUUGUGGUUGAGAAAUCAACUGUUCCUGUCAAAACUGCUGAGGCCAUAGAAAAGAUUUUGACUCAUAACAGUAAAGGCAUCAACUUCCAGAUCCUUUCCAACCCCGAAUUUCUUGCCGAGGGAACUGCAAUACAAGACCUUUUUAAUCCUGACCGAGUCCUCAUUGGAGGUCGAGAGACCCCAGAAGGGCUUAAGGCUGUUCAAACACUGAAAGAAGUUUAUGCACAUUGGGUCCCUGAAGAACGGAUUAUUUGUUCAAAUCUGUGGUCUGCAGAGCUGUCCAAGCUUGCAGCUAAUGCUUUCCUGGCACAGAGAAUUUCUUCAGUUAAUGCCAUGUCAGCUCUGUGUGAGGCGACUGGUGCAGACGUCAGCCAAGUAUCACAUGCUGUUGGAAAGGAUACAAGAAUUGGUCCCAAGUUUCUCAAUGCCAGUGUGGGAUUUGGUGGUUCUUGCUUCCAGAAAGAUAUUUUGAACCUGGUGUAUAUUUGUGAGUGCAAUGGUCUUCCUGAGGUGGCCAAUUACUGGAAGCACGUAAUUAAGAUCAAUGACUAUCAGAAGGCCCGAUUUGUCAACAGGAUAGUUUCGUCAAUGUUCAAUACUGUUUCAGGAAAGAAGAUUGGAAUCUUAGGUUUUGCUUUUAAAAAAGAUACAGGAGAUACUCGGGAGACGCCUGCAAUUGAUGUCUGUAGAGGCCUAUUGGUGGACAAGGCUCAACUGAGCAUUUAUGAUCCUCAAGUAUCUCAAGAUCAGAUCCAGAAGGAUCUUACCAUGGUGAAGUUUGAUUGGGAGCAUCCUGUCCUGCUUAAACCUGCCAGUCCUACUGCUCUCAAACAAGUUUCCUUUGCUUGGGAUGCAUAUGAAGCAUCCAAAGAUGCUCAUGGAAUUUGCUUUCUAACUGAGUGGGAUGAGUUCAAAACACUUGAUUUCCAGAAGAUAUACGAUAACAUGCAGAAACCUGCCUUUGUAUUUGAUGGUCGGAAUGUUGUAAAUCCAGAUAAGUUGCGACAAAUUGGAUUCAUUGUUUACUCCAUUGGCAAGCCAUUGGACCAAUGGCUAAAAGAUAUGCCUGCUGUACUGUAAAAGGUAUCUCUUUUGGAGUAUCCUUUUAUUGGUGUUACUUCCUGCAGCGAUUUACGAGGAUAUGAUGGCAUAGUAGUAUGUUGGUAGCGGUAGUGUGUUUAGUCUUUUUUAUAUAUAAAAUAAAAAAUAGAGGCCUGAAGCUUCUUUUCUGUUGCUCCUUUUUGGCGAAUAACUAUUUAGACUUCAUAGGGUGCCUUUCUUGUAAUGAGAUCUUUUAACAUUUGCCGAGAUUGGAAAUUUAGAAGUUUCUCUUCUUCUCAUUAGCUACCAAGCAUGAAUCAAACGCUACCCAGGUUAAUGACAUUUUUCUAGUA
Messenger RNA from Coffea eugenioides, 1773 nucleotides. Its product is annotated as UDP-glucose 6-dehydrogenase 5-like. Gene Ontology annotation, cellular component: cytosol; nucleus. NCBI's taxonomy places the organism in Eukaryota, Viridiplantae, Streptophyta, Magnoliopsida, Gentianales, Rubiaceae. The record is from RefSeq and is a predicted model, not a curated record. Gene Ontology annotation, biological process: glycosaminoglycan biosynthetic process. Gene Ontology annotation, molecular function: NAD binding; UDP-glucose 6-dehydrogenase activity. The coding region runs from base 17 to 1459 and encodes 480 amino acids. The transcript has a single exon.